UAUAAAGUAACUGAUUGAUAGAAUAGUAAUAUUCAGAGUAUUUUGAUAUACGCUGGAUUUUUUAUUGGUAAAUCCCGAGGUCGAUUUAAUAUCAGUUUGUACUUGAAUACACGAAAACUUCGAAAUGAACAUCUCGGUCGUUUUUAUCCUAAUCUACGUCAUCACUUUAUCUUGGUGUCAAGAUGAAACAGUGUUUCACUGCUCACCUAAACCCGGGUGUCAAAUCGCCCAGUGUGAUUCGGUUGCUGUAGGAUGGGACAGACCAGGUUUCAACAUUGAUAAACAUCUGCGUGACAAAGAAUAUCCAAUUACAUGCAAAUCUAGGAAUACGGCACAAUCUCAGAAUACUGUCAACCUGCUUUCGUUAGUAACCAGAAAUGUUUUAGAUAUCGGAAAUAUCAAAUCAGAUUUGGGAGAACUAGAGAAGAACUUCGAUGAUAAAAUAAAAAACUUGGAUGCUUUUGGAAUGAAGGAAAGCGGUGGAAAUUUUGAAAAACAAUCUGCAGAAAUUAGCAGUCUGCAGAGGAAAGUUGAAAAGCAGUCUGAAGAAAUAAUGGUUUUGAAGGAAGAUUUGGUUAAUGUUCAAAAAACGAAUAACAAUUUGGUAGAAGAGUUGAAUGAACUAAAGGAAACAAACGAUGAGAUGAAGGAAGAUUUAGCUAAAGUUCAGGACGUAAAUAUUAAGUUGAUUGAAGACAACGAAAAAAUGAAAACAGCGAUAGCCUUGAUUGAAAAAAAUCUCGUUGUAAUGGUGAAGCCUCAGGUACAAAAUAGAUCCAAACAGAUAACGAGACCAACACCAAUAAUUCGAACAACGUUAAAUCCGAAAACAACUACUCGAACAUGGAAACAAACACCAAAGACCCAAACAACAUUAAAACCGACGCCUUCUCCAGAAAACUGCAAAAUGAAGAUCAGAAAUAUCUGUUAUUUUGCUGUGGUAAACAAACGAGCAAAUGUCGACUACAACAAAGCAGAUGAGAUUUGUAAAAAACGUAACGCAGAUGUUGGUUCCAUUCGAAGUAAAAAAAUGUAUAAUGUAAUUGUGAAUUAUCUCAGAGGGAAUAUUCCAAAGGGAGAGCCGUCAGUUGGUAUUUGGACUAGAAUGGACUUCAAUCCAAUGACUCGUAGCGUCACACCAGCGUAUCCUUUCGUCAAAUGGUUUCCAAGUUAUCCAUUCACUGGAAUAGAACAUAAACAUCGUUCAAAUGUUUUUCUUGUUGUCAAUUCUGUGCCGAAUGAUCAUUAUCAGGGGAUGGUGAAUGCUUUGCCCAGCUGGGAACGCCACGGAGUUAUUUGUCAAAUUCUAAUCUAAUGAAACGUCGGCUUGGUUGAAUUUUUUUUCUAUGGAUCUAUCAUCAGUAAAAUAUGAAUCAUUGAUUAUUGAUUUGAAAUUAACACAAUAGAUUUUCCUCACAAUGAAAAACCACAGCAAUAAUUAGAAAUUUAGUUGCAAUAAAAUAUAUUUUGUUUAAAUUAAUUUGCGUUUGAUUUUAAAUUACGAAAACUUGCAUUUCACAUUAUUCAAACUUACAAAGGUUUCUCAAUUUUUUCGAUUCUCAACUUCACAAUUCAGCAAACAUUUAUUAUAGUUAAAAUUAUUCUGAUUAAAAAAUAUGUGAUUGAGAUUUUCAUGGAGUUUAUUUGCUAGUUGUUUCGUUUUGCUAAUAUAAUUUUCCAAGUGAUAAAAUGUUUAUUUUUUAAGUUGUUUUGGUUUGCUGAUUUGUCGGUAUGCGUACCAAGAUGACGGACACAUAGUAUGUGUACCAGAGUAGGCUCAGGCCAUAAUUUUAUUCCAAUUUUCUUUAUUUAGUUCCAUUACGAUUUCGGGGACUAGCCAAGUAAAACCCGUACUAUUUGUACCUAAUAUUAUGGCCUAACACUAACCUGGUACACAUACUACGUCCGGUGUCCGCCAUCUUGGUACGCAUACUUCAGGAGAGCCGAUUUGUUUUUCUUACUGUUAAAGAUAUGGAUUUAAGUCUGAAAUACCAAAUUUACCAACUUGACCCAUCAACUUGGAAUAAAUUGAGA
Molecule: messenger RNA, 2034 nt
Organism: Styela clava
Lineage: Eukaryota; Metazoa; Chordata; Ascidiacea; Stolidobranchia; Styelidae
Source: RefSeq, a predicted model, not a curated record